Molecule: messenger RNA, 1878 nt
Organism: Patiria miniata (bat star)
Lineage: Eukaryota; Metazoa; Echinodermata; Asteroidea; Valvatida; Asterinidae
Product: tripartite motif-containing protein 45-like
Exons: 1
Coding region: 1-1878 (625 amino acids)
Molecular function (GO): zinc ion binding
Source: RefSeq, a predicted model, not a curated record
AUGAGCAAGAAGGCAGAAGGAGGUGUGACCGAUUUAGUCUUGGAUGAGACUCAGAAGGAACUUCAAGAAUGUCCCAUCUGUUACACUGAGUACAAGGAUCCUAGGAUGCUGGACUGCUCACACAGCUUCUGCCUGAAAUGUCUGCAAGAACUCAGACUGACACAAAAUAAGGACAACAAGAAUAUCGUCUGUCCGUUGUGUCGAAAGGAAACUGCCCUGACUGAAGCUGGCGUGGACAUGCUACCUGGAGGAUCAAAGGAAGUCAAUCAACAGGAGCAGACUGAAGGUCAGGGGUUAAAAGUCAUGUGUCAGGCAUGUGAUGAGGAGAACGAAGCCAUUUCUCGAUGCAUGGAUUGCAAGCAUUAUCUUUGUCAAGAAUGCCAGAAGGCACACAAUCGAUUGGCAUCACUGAGAACUCACAAGAUUGUGGCAUUGACAGAGCUACCUGUUGAGUCCCAAGAAAUAACAGAGGACAAUGAACUCAAGAAAGUUCCAAAGUGUCUCAAGCAUCCAGAUCAAGACCUCUGUCUGUAUUGUAACUCAUGUGAAGUUCUCAUAUGCAAUGAAUGCACAAACUUUGACCACAAAGAAUCCAUACAUUCUCACGUCAGCAUCGACCAAGCGGUUAGCAGAUGUAAACAAGAAGUACAUGAGUCCAUAUCUAAAACAGUAGAGUGCAUUCAACAAUUCAUUUCUGCCAACCCCUCUUCAGGCCAUUCACGUUACCGGCUUGACAAGAUGCUGGCAAAAACGUACUCUCAAAUUUCACAGAAAGUAGAAAGGGAAAUUGCCAAAAUCAGAGAUAAAGAAAAACAACUCAAAACGGAGGCCAGGGCCAUUGCCAUUAAACGAGAUACAGAAUUUGCAUAUGCAGAAACAUCUGAGCAAAUUGUGGGUAAAGUGAAUGACGUGAUGACUACAGCAACUUGCUAUGAGAUCCUGGAGUCCAAGAAGAAAAUGCUGCGGGAUUUGAAUGAGCAGGUGGAGGUGCAUAAGAGUUUGGAUAUCAAGCAUGGGAAGUCAUUCCUUGGCUUUAAGGAGAGUGAAGAGUAUGGUCAGCUUGGGACUCUGCUCCUGGAGGAGAAAUGGGAGAUGGAUGAGAACUUUCCAAAAGUUGAACUUCGUGAAUGGUUCACAGAACAUAUAUGUAUAGCAGCAUACUACACAAGUGAAAUGGUUGUGGUAUGCAGUGAUCAGCUGCAUACAUUGGAUCCAGAGGGGAAGGUGAUUUCUACAAAGACCUACAAACGUGUCCGUGCUAAACCGAACAAACCCCAUGACCCUAAUGACAUACAGAAAGCAACAGCUCUAGCCAUCAACAAGGAUGAUCAACUUCUGAUCCUAGACAAUCCUGCAGUCAAGAUCUUCAACAAGGAAUACCAGCUCCUUCAUCAGUUCCUACCGGGGAAAGAGGCCGGCGUGGACGGCACGCCAACGUGCCUGGCAGUGGACAGCAGCAAUUUGAUAGCAGUGGGUUACAAGGACAAGGAACAGAUAUCUCUACACAACCCAGAUGGUUCCCUUGUCAGAACAUUGUCUGCUCCAAAGAUUGGUACAUAUUUGGUCUUUAGCAACAAGCGACUAAUUUAUGCCAUUUGGAGCAAGGAAGGUUUGCUGAUGGCUGUUGACUUACAUGGCAACAAACUGUUUACUCAAAGUUGUAGUUAUCCUCGUGGGCUGUGUUGUGAUGAUGCAGGUGAUAUUUACCUUGUGGCCUCAUAUAAAAUUUGCCAUUUCAGUGCAGAUGGCAAGUGCAUUGCUUCAUGGGACUGUCCGGAUGGUUCUGAUAUUACAUACACACCUGCACAUAAAUUAGCAGUUGCAAGUAUAGAUCGGGAGUUUGAGCUUGGGUACAUGUACAUGCAUCACUUGGUUUAG